Messenger RNA from Aspergillus versicolor CBS 583.65, 876 nucleotides. RefSeq lists its product as uncharacterized. NCBI's taxonomy places the organism in Eukaryota, Fungi, Ascomycota, Eurotiomycetes, Eurotiales, Aspergillaceae. Gene Ontology annotation, molecular function: DNA-binding transcription factor activity. The transcript is spliced from 2 exons. Bases 1 to 876 code for a protein of 291 amino acids. The record is from RefSeq and is a predicted model, not a curated record. Gene Ontology annotation, biological process: regulation of DNA-templated transcription.
AUGAGCUCCAAUCAAGACCCCUCCCAGUUUAAGAAGAAAGAAACACGGGCUGGGACACGUAGAGUAACGUCGCUUACCGCGGAACAACUGGAAAGAAAGCGUGCCAACGACCGUGAGGCCCAGAGGACAAUUCGGCAGCGGACAAAAGAACACAUUGAGCGAUUGGAACUUCAAGUGGCCGAGCUUAGAGCCAAAGGGGACAAAUUUGACGAGGUCGCGCGAAGAAAUGCUCUCUUGGAAACUGAGAUCAGGGCGCUACGGCAUCAGUUAGCCACAUCGACAGGGCAUACAGGAUAUCAAAACUUAGAGGAGCCAUACAGCCAACAACCGGGGCCGAUCAUUCCAUCCCCUCAAUACCCCGAUGCUCUAGACGCGAACUCAACACCCAGGACGCCGUCAGUUCUAUCAACGUCAAGCCAAGUUUCAACUUCGCGUGACUGGCCUCCUUACGCUUCAACUCGUUCUUCUUCAAGAUGCGAAUCAUCGGACACAGAGUACCCAACCAAAGUCGAACCCUGGGCUUUCGACGGGCCUCCCCAGGCGCCUGUGCCAAUGCCUAUUGCACAUUCGCACGUUAGUUACGACCCGCAAAGUAGCGGACAUGUGCCAGAGCCUGCGUUUUCAUCCUAUCAAAUGCUGUACCCCGGACCGAGCGCUAGUCGGGCGGCAGCGGAGGAAUUACCUGCCCACAGUCAACAUUCUCAGGAGGCGUCAUACGAAUCCGCUCGAGUAGCAGUAUCAGCGCCACCAAAUAAUCAAACAACCGCAUACCCUACGCUACAACCGCCCCAUCCACCACAAUUUCAACAAAUGAUGACCCAUCCUUCCCAGCCGCCACGGAGCGGUUAUGAUUACGACUGGGUCCACCGCUCUUGA